AUAUAAUGAUAUAGAUCUAGUUUCUAGGUCUAAUUCUAGAUCUAAAAUACACAUAGAAUCUAGAAUGUCUAUUUAGAUAGCCUACAGUAAGAUUCUUUCUCAACUCGAGUUUAGUCUUGGUCUAAAUCUAUCAUAGUCUAAAUCUAGAUCUAGAUCUAUUAGAGAAACUAGGAUAACUAAAAACCUAGUGUUACUAAAUUUAACUUUCCUAAUUUUAUUUCAAAAUGGCUGCCUCAAUAUGUUUACCAAAUAGUAGACGAAAGUGCAAAAGGACUUUGGAUGUAUUAUAUUUCUCACACAUGAUUGUAGGGAUAAUAUUUGUAUCAAUAUUCCUGGAAUUUGUUAAUUCUCAGUCAUCCAGCUGUGUAAAUUGUGAACAAGGUAUUUGUAAUAAGAGUAAAUGCUUUUGUGAUCCAGGAUGGGAUGGAGAGUUGUGUAACAAAUGCAAAGGAAAAGUCAGCUCAAGAGAUGGAAAGUUUAGGCUGCAAGGUGUUCUCUACGAUGGUUCUGGAAACUAUUCUCAAGAGUCAACUUGCAGUUGGCUUCUGAAAGCAGAAAAAGAAAAUUCUAGAGUGCAUUUUAAAUUGAAUGAGUUUAUAACAGAAUGUAUUUGGGAUCACUUGUACAUACAUGAUGGAGAUUCAGCAUUUUCUCCUUUAGUAGCAGCAUACAGUGGUGUGUUAAAGUCAAAUCCUGGAUUAAAGUUUAAAAUGUCAAGCCAGUAUGUGUUUAUUCACUUUUAUAGUGAUGCUGCCUUCACAUUACCUGGAUUUAAUAUAUCAUAUGACAUUGAUGAUUGUGACUUGGAGUGUUCUGAAAAUGGACAGUGUACCAAUGGCUCCUGUAAUUGUGUUGCCGGGUGGACUGGUAUCCACUGUGACAUACCAAUCACUUAUUGUCCAAACAAUUGUUCUGACAAGGGUCAUUGCAUUCAAGACAGCUGUAUCUGUAACCCUGGUUAUACUGGUAAUAGCUGUAACCUUAGUAGUGGUGGUCUCAAUAUUCAAGUGCAGAAGCCUUUUCAGCCUGAGGGACUUACAGGAAGAGCUUCUCUCUCCCUAGUCUUUGACCAAUCAGAUUUAUUGUUUAUAUUGGGUGGUUACAGAAUGAGAGAUUACAAUGAAAGUAACAAUAUGUUUAUAUUUAAUUUAACAAGCAACAAAUGGAUUCAAGGUAAUCAGUCUACACAUGAAUUGUGGCCAAGAUAUGGACACUCAACUGUAUAUUACAAGAAUUCACUUUAUUUAUAUGGUGGCACUUACAAAGGUGACAUAGUCAAUGACUUUUGGACUUACAAUCUGGGAACCCAUAUUUGGACUCCGCUAAUGCCUGGUAUUUGGAAUGUGACAGGUCACACGGCUCACAUUUAUCAGGACACAAUGCUGGUCUUCUUUGGCUACAGCCACACCUAUGGUUACAUCAAUGAAGUUAUGCAGUAUAACUUUACAAGCAGAAAUUGGAGUCAUGUGCCCACAAGAGUCCAAGGUACCUAUGCCCAUACUAGUGUGUAUGAUGAGAAGAGCAACAGGUUCUUUGUGUAUGCUGGCUACCAGACUUCUUCUAGCAACACUGCCAUACUGACAGACAAGCUCUACAGUUAUGAUCCUGAAAACCAUGAAUGGUUUAAAUUGCAGAGUAGUGGCAUGCCUCGUUACUUGCAUUCUGCUGCAAUUCUUAAUGGUUUUAUGUUGACAUUUGGUGGCAGUUUUGGCAGUAACACUGUGAAUAAUACAUUACUGAAAUGUUUUGUGUCUGAUUUUAUGCUGUAUGAUAUAGAGUGUGACCAGUGGCAGAAAGUCAAUACAACUUCUCUCCAUUUGGAAUAUUUGGAUCGCUUUGGUCAUUCCAUGAUUGCAGUCAACAACACUGCCUAUAUAUUUGGUGGCUUCAAUUCGGUGCUGCUAAAAGAUCUAAUUAAAAUUACAUUAGAUUCUUGUGAUAUGUUUCAAAAUGAGACACUGUGUACAUCGAAUGUCAUUAAGUGUAAGUGGUCUAACAAUACCUGCAUCAGGGACACUUCUUGUACUUCUGUCAAAGAUUCCAAUUCAACAUGUACGACUUACACCAGCUGUCAAGCAUGUCACAUUGCCCAGUGUCAUUGGUGUGGUAAUCAAUGCACUUCCACCUCCAAGUGUUCUCAGGGUCCUAGCAACUGUACAGAAAAAGACACAUGUAGCAUUUACUCUUCAUGUAAUAGUUGUGCUAUCAACACUGCUUGUAGCUGGCAAAAUAAUGUUUGUGUUCCAGGAAAUGGCACAACAGGCUGCCCUCAAAAACCUUGUAGUGAACACAGCCAUUGUCAGAACUGUACAAGUAACUCAUGUAUGUGGUGCAGCAACACGGCGAAGUGUGUGGAAACCAAUGCCUAUGUUGUGGCGUUUCAUUAUGCCCAGUGUAUGGACUGGACAACUAAAAAUAUGGAAUGUCAAGCAAUGGUCUGUAGUCAGCAGAAGACAUGCGCAGAGUGCCAGAGCAAGCCACAGUGUGGUUGGUGUAAUGAUGAAACUGAGACUGGCACUGGCAAGUGCAUGGAUGGAGGUGCCACUGGUCCUGUCAUUCCAGCUUCCUGUCCAGCAGCAGAGAGAUGGUCAUUCCUCAAGUGUCCAUUGUGUCAGUGCAAUGGUCACUCCAAGUGUGUUAAUGGUACUAAUAUCUGCAAAGAGUGUCUAGGAAACACUACAGGUGAUGAGUGUGAAGAAUGUAGCAAUGGUUUCUAUGGAGAUGCUAAAAAUGGAGGCCAGUGUUCUGCAUGCUCCUGUAAUGGUCAAGCUGAUACAUGUAACCCAAGUAGUGGAGAAUGUUUCUGUAGGACUCGUGGUGUUACUGGGAAAAAUUGUGAAAAGUGUGAUGACAGCAAUAAGUAUUCUGGCAACCCAAAAGAUGGAGGCACUUGUUAUUAUCCAUUGAAUACAGAUUUUCAGUAUACAUUCAACUUGUCCAAGAGAGAAGACAUCAAUUUCACUCAAAUCAACUUUUUAAAUAUACCUUUGUCUAGUGACAGAGAUGUUGACUUUACUUUAAAUUGUUCAACUGGGGCCUUAAUAAACAUAACAUAUAAAUCUAAAACAUUUCCAGAGGAAAAAGAAUACACUUCUAUGAAACCCUGUGAAUAUUUCCGCACUAAGUUUGAACAUAAGAAUCAUGUGUUUGGAGGCAAGGAGAACACAACUUUCUUGGUCUAUGUCUUCAACUUUAAAACACCUUUUAUGUUGCAGAUAUCUUUUUCACAGUUUCCAAAAAUAGAUCUAGUUCACUUUUUUGUAACAUUUUUUAGCUGCUUUUUAUCUUUGCUCCUGAUUGCAGCUGCAUUAUGGAAAAUAAAACAUAAAUAUGACAGCUAUAGGAGAAGACAGCAAUUGAUAGUGGAAAUGCAACAAAUGGCCAGUCGCCCAUUCUCCACUAUAUCUGUAGAAAUAGAUCACAAGAGUCACAAUCAGCUAAUAUCUGGAGAGAAAAAAGAUCAUCUGGAUUCAGUGCUUCGAAGAAGAAAAAAAAUGAUGAGUAAACCUUCAGCAAUAGCCAUUGAGCCUCUUGCUGACCACAAAGCGGCUAUUCUUACCCUAUUUAUACAACUACCAACUGGUGAUGCUGAGUUUGCUCCUUGUGGACAGUCUGGGCUUGCAGUUGGUAGUGCAUUUGUUGCUAUAGGUUCACAUCGUAAACAGAGUCUUGAACAUGCCAAAGGAGAUAAGCCGAAAAUUAGGAAAAAUCUUAUGUAUAAUCAUCCUGACACAUGUGCAUGAUUGAAAGCUGUUGUUUUUUUUUUCUUUCUGUUGAACUCAAAAGUGAAGGAAAUAAGUGGCUGUGUUUUAUAGGCCAUAGCAUUAGUGCAAUUUGGUUAUAUGUUCAUUGUUAGUCAACCAUUUGGGAGUAAGAGACAGCUUGUUUGUCAAACAUUUGGGAGUAGCAGACAGCUUGUUUGUCAAACAUUUGGGAGUAGCAGACAGCUUGUUUGUCAAACAUUUGGGAGUAGCAGACAGCUUGUUUGUCAAACAUUUGGGAGUAACUGACAGCUUGUUUGUCAAACAUUUGGGAGUAGCAGACAGCUUGUUAGUCAAACAUUUGGGAGUAACAGACAGCUUGUUAGUCAAACAUUUGGGAGUAAGAGACAGCUUGUUUGUCAAGCAUUUGGGAGUAGCAGACAGCUUGUUUGUCAAACAUUUGGGAGUAAGAGACACCUUGUUAGUCAAACAUUUGGGAGUAAGAGACAGCUUGUUUGUCAAACAUUUGGGAGUAAGAGACAGCUUGUUUGUCAAACAUUUGGGAGUAGCAGACAGCUUGUUUGUCAAACAUUUGGGAGUAAGAGACAGCUUGUUUGUCAAACAUUUGGGAGUAAGAGACAGCUUGUUUGUCAAACAUAAUUUGGGAGUAGCAGACAGCUUGUUUGUCAAACAUUUGGGAGUAACAGACAGCUUGUUUGUCAAACAUUUGGGAGUAACAGACAGCUUGUUUGUCAAACAUUUGGGAGUAACAGACAGUUUGUUUGUCAAACAUUUGGAAGUAAAUGACACCUUGUUUGUCAAACAUUUGGAAGUAAAUGACAGCUUGUUUGUCAAACAUUUGGGAGUAAAUGACAGCUUGUUUGUCAAACAUUUGGGAGUAGCAGACAGCUUGUUUGUCAAAAAUUUGGGAGUAACAGACAGCUUAUUUGUUGCAUCUUUGUCUUUCAUAAAGCUAUAAAUAAGUUUGGAUGGAACUGUAGAUCAAGAAAUGUAUUAUUUAUUGUUUUGUAAUAUUCUCAGCCAUGUAUUAGUGUGUAUGUCUAUUGUUUGGUUGAAAUUGAAUUUCCCAAAUUUGUACCUUAUCUAUGACAUACUUAGUGUAAGUUCCUCUCUUUGAUUGAUUGUAAAACUACAAUUACAAUUUUAAAAGUUCAAAUAGAACUAAGUGAUUUAGCUAUUGUUAGUUACCUGUGUUGCGACCAGGUAUCAGUCAAAUAGCUUUCAACCUGACUUUGUGAUUAUCUUGCUGUCAGUCAUUUAACUUUAAAUCACUUUUUUCAUUAGAAAAAAAGUUGAAGCAUUUCUCCUUGUAAUAAAGACUCAUACAUCUGGGUCAAAAUAACAUCCAAUCCAGAACAAAAAAUAAAAAUUUUCAUAAGAUAUUUUAUUGAAAUAGAAACAGGUUUAUACUGGUCACUAGAAACUGGUUGUCGAGGUUGAGACAGACCAAUGAAAUUGAUUUUGUAUGUGUGUGAACGAAAAAAUCUGGUUUGCUAUUUAUAGAUAACAAAACACAAUUUCAGAUGUUAAAUCCCCUAACUUUUGAUGAUACAUUCAGUUUUGUUUUGGGCUUAAUGUGUUUGCUUUUUUUUUUGGUUUGAUGUUUGGUGGUCUAUAUGGCAGAGAACAUAGGGGCUCAACCUCAACUGAAUUGUGUUUGCUGAGUUCCAACAGCAACUUUUAAAACUUGUCCCCUCAUGACCGCAUACAAUGAUUUUAUGUCAGCAGUAUAUUUUGUGUCCUAAAGAAUUUUGUGUUUCAUUCUAAAGUUUUACAUAUUUUAUCGAAUUGAGAAAUGAUGAAAGCUUGAGGAUACAAGCUGUUAUUUGUGUUUCUCUAUUUUUUAAAUCUCAUCAUUUAGUGAAUAAAAAAAACAUUUAGAAUGAAAUCAUCAGACCAGAAAGAAUGUAAUACAUUGUUUAUUUUUUCUGGAGAAAAAAAAAGCAAGCAAAUAACUAAAAGAGCAUAGAAAAACUUAGAAUUUCAUAAACUACUAGAUGAGAUUGAAAAAAAAGGACACUAAUUAAUGCAAUUGCUUUAAGCACCUUCUGCUCCACCAAUUGAAUGUCUUUGCUGAAAAAACAAUCAAUUUCUACAUUCCAGUGUUAACCUGCAAUAUUGAUUUCUUUUGUGUCAGAUAUCAUUCAAUGUCAUUGUUAAAUUUUUUUAUUUGCGUUAGACUAAUAUUAUCAAUAACACUGUUCAAAUCUACUGUGAUGGAUGGAUUCUUACUAUCAUUGAGUGAUAGGCUGCUAAACAAAACAUGUAAGCUGCAGUUAUCAAAUUGUAGCCUACCUGAUUAUUAUUCUUGUACUAAUCUCAGGAAGUACAAAAUGUGUUAGAUAAAAAAAAAACAA
Messenger RNA from Biomphalaria glabrata, 6079 nucleotides. Its product is annotated as attractin-like protein 1. Bases 225 to 3743 code for a protein of 1172 amino acids. The record is from RefSeq and is a predicted model, not a curated record. Gene Ontology annotation, molecular function: protein binding. The transcript is spliced from 28 exons. Lineage: Eukaryota; Metazoa; Mollusca; Gastropoda; Planorbidae. Gene Ontology annotation, cellular component: Golgi apparatus.